Micropterus salmoides (largemouth bass) is the source of this 1409-nucleotide messenger RNA. It is a transcript of the gene dynll2b, whose product is annotated as dynein, light chain, LC8-type 2b. Gene Ontology annotation, cellular component: cytoplasmic dynein complex. Gene Ontology annotation, biological process: cilium assembly; microtubule-based process. The transcript is spliced from 3 exons. NCBI's taxonomy places the organism in Eukaryota, Metazoa, Chordata, Actinopteri, Centrarchiformes, Centrarchidae. The record is from RefSeq and is a predicted model, not a curated record. Bases 169 to 438 code for a protein of 89 amino acids. Gene Ontology annotation, molecular function: dynein light intermediate chain binding; dynein intermediate chain binding.
CACCAGGGUGGAGGCUUCACUCCAGCCAAUAAGAGGGAGGCUGUGAUUUGGAGGGCGGAGCAGAGACGCACGCUCUCCUUGCAUAAAUGAAAGAAGAACACUGCAGCUUCCCUUAACGAACACCUCUAGACAUUAUAACUUCGCUGUGAGACGUCAAAAAAAGCCACCAUGUCUGACAAGAAGGCAGUGAUAAAGAAUGCUGACAUGUCUGAUGACAUGCAGCAGGAUGCAGUGGACUGUGCCAUGCAGGCUAUGGAGAAGUACAACAUUGAGAAGGAUAUUGCCGCCUAUGUCAAAAAAGAGUUUGACAAGAAGUACAACCCCACGUGGCAUUGCAUUGUUGGGAGGAACUUUGGCAGCUACGUGACGCAUGAGACGAAGCAUUUCAUCUACUUCUACCUGGGCCAGGUGGCCAUUCUACUUUUCAAGUCCGGCUGAAAUCUAAAUAUGUCCUCCUAAAACUACUUUUAAUUCAGCCCUUAACACUUUUGUGCCACGCUGUACAUUUGCUACCACUUUUCUGCAGACAUUCUUACCUCCUGGUUUCAUGCUUGCUUCAGUCUGUUAUUGUUUGCCACUUACAACACAACCACCAUCGGCGGAUGGCGCUUUAGUGAUGCCUGGACUGGUGAUGUGCUGUUCAUAGAAAAUGUCUUGCCUAUACCAGCUCUCAGUCAGCAUUUGCUCAUCUGACAGACUUGCCAUGACCUCAUAAUUUCCGGGUAUUCUUUUCUCAGUGCAGUGAUGCGCGGGCCUUGUACAUUGUUUCAUAUGGGUAUGUUGUAUAAUAACUUAUUUUCAUGACAUUAAAAUGAGCAACAGAGUUUUCUUUGAAAUGCCGUUCUUUAAUUUUCAGUGUCAACUGAGAUAGAAUAAAAAUGCCAUGACUGUUGCUUACACUUAAUAAAAAGAAUACGAUCUAAGAUGUAAGGUUUUGUACAUGCUUCAACAUUCCUGUUUCAUUUUAGUUGUGAUUAUUAACAAUGUUACUGCUGUGUGUAUAUCUGCAAUGUAAUUUAGGGUGCAGUUUGGUAUUGUGAUUAUUUUCAACAUGUUGAGCACAAAACAACUUUGAGACUGUAAAUUGGUUCAAAAUGUGUACGCGUGCCUUGAAUCUGUUUCACUUGCAUGUACUAUGACCACAUGUCUUGAUGUCCUGUCAGGCAAGCAAGUCUAGGUUUGUUUUGUUUUUUUUUCCUUCCAGACUGGUUUUACAUACUCUAGGACAAAUUUUGUUGGAGGCAGGGUACAUACUGCCUUUUCAGAAUGGGCAGAUGUGGUCACUUCCUCUGCUUGUGUCCACAAAAUAUCCAUCUGUGUAUUGUUUGUAUGAUUUAAGUUUGGUGGCAAAUGUGUUUAUUCACUGGGAAUAAAUAAAGCUGUUGAAUAAUAAAAGCUGAGAAAAUUGA